AUCUCCAAAAGUGUUAAGUGUACAUGUGUAUUGUCUCAUUCAGGUAGUUUUUGUUAGGUAACCCCAGGUUAUUUUCACUGAGAGGAAUUUGUAUUCAUUUUACCUCCAAUGUACUGAGAAAUAUCAGAAAUCUCAGAAAGCUUGAAUUCAUUAACUUGAAACAGUAAACUACAACUUUUACCUGUAAUGCUUGAAUUAUUAUGUCAGAAAGCCUUUUAUUAUGUUUGUAUUGGUUGUUUUUUUAUUUUAUUAAACUGUAUACUUACACAUGUGUUCUUCUGAAGGUCUCUGUUUGAUCUUUGCCAGCUUGGCUUCUACCUCCAGGCUGAUGUGUUACUAUAACAGCAAGGCUGAAGACAGACCAAAUGUCGGGAAGUUCAGAGUUUCAAAUAUUGAUCCGGACAAGUGCACCCAUCUGAUUUUUGCAUUUUCUGACAUAAGUGAAAAUGAGCUGGUUCCCACAACUGUAAAUGAUGUUCAGCAGUACAUCGAAUUUAACGCACUCAAACAAAGAAAUCCACUUCUGAAAACCCUGUUGGCUGUUGGUGGACAGAAGUUUGGGACAGAAAAAUUCAGGACAAUGGCGGGAUCAAAAGAGAACAGAGAAGUGUUCAUCAAGUCAGUCAUCAAACUACUCAGAGCAUUAAAUUUUGAUGGGCUAAACCUUGACUGGAGGUACCCAGCUGAAAAGGACAAGCAGAGAUUCACAGAGCUUUGCAAGGAGCUCAAAACAGCCUUUGUGGAUGAAGGAACUUCAAGUAACCAGGAAAGAUUAAUCCUCGCAGCAUCUGUCUCUGCUGAGAAAUCAACCAUCGAUGCUAGCUAUGAAGUCGAACAUAUUGCCAAGCACCUGGAUUUCAUCAAUGUGUUGACGUUUGACUUCCACGGCCCCUGGGAAAGUGUCACAGCACAUCACAGCCCCUUAUUCCAGGGAUCCCAAGACACUGGAGAUGCUGUCUACUCUAACACUGCCUUUGCCUUAGAGUACUGGCGGGACCAGGGAGCACCUGAAGAAAAACUGAACAUGGGGUUUGGAGCUUUUGGACGAGCUUUUUACCUGUCCUCUAGUUCUAGCGCUGUCGGUGCACCAGCCAGUGGUCCUGGUGACGACGGCUGUUUCACCGGUGAAGACGGAUUCUGGGCCUAUUAUGAGAUUUGCCUUUAUCUAGAUGGGGUACAAACCCAUUUUAUUCCUGAUCAGAAAGUUCCAUAUGCCACAACAUACAGUCAGUGGGUUGGAUUUGACAACACAACCAGUAUAAGUACCAAGAUCAAUUACCUCAAAGCAAACAAAUUCGGAGGAGCCUUUGUCUGGUCUCUGGACUUGGAUGACUUCACUGGACAGUUCUGUAACCAGGGCAAGUGCCCAUUCGUUAGCCAACUGCAUAAUGAGCUUGUACCAGGUUUCCCUGAAUCAACUACAACAGCUGCCCCAACAACAACCACAGCUCCCCCUACUACAACCACAGCUCCCCCUACUACAACCACAGCUGCCCCAACAACAACCACAGCUCCCCCUACUACAACCACAGCUGCCACUACUACAACCACAGCAUCAGGCUCUGGAGUGUGUUCAGGGCCAGGGCUUGUCCCCGACCCCACUAACCCAAACUGUUACUACAACUGUGACAAUUUUGGUAACGCUUUUCACACAUGUUGCGGAGCUACUUUGGUCUUUAGAGGCCAAGGCUGUGCAUUUCCCUGAAGGGUUUCACAUGAAUGAAGUCAACACACGUUUGGGGUAAGAGUUAACAACAUAAACAGAUGGAUUCAAAUUUUAAAAAAGCUUUCAGUGUAAAAAAUAACUUUGUUGUAUGUUUAAAAAUUGCUUAACAUUGGUAAUUCAUUCUUUGGUGAUCUGUACUUUGACAAACAUAUGUUUUGUUUCCUCCUUUUUUUAACAAGCAAACAAAUGUUGUAACAACAUUGAAUUUUUCAGCACUAACUUAAAUAUACUACGCAAUAAUUUUUUAACUAUGUGUAUGUUUAAAGAGUGGU
Messenger RNA from Labrus mixtus (cuckoo wrasse), 1998 nucleotides. Its product is annotated as chitinase-3-like protein 1. The transcript has 10 exons. Gene Ontology annotation, biological process: carbohydrate metabolic process; chitin catabolic process. Gene Ontology annotation, molecular function: chitinase activity; chitin binding. Gene Ontology annotation, cellular component: extracellular region. Lineage: Eukaryota; Metazoa; Chordata; Actinopteri; Labriformes; Labridae. The record is from RefSeq and is a predicted model, not a curated record. Bases 269 to 1705 code for a protein of 478 amino acids.